ACGUAUAUCCAAACGUGAUAAAUUAAUUUAUCUAAUAAUAAACGCUCUCGUUCUAGAUCCCAAUUACGACAAAUCAAAACGUCGUAGUUGUGAUGAAUUAUUUGUCGAGGUGUUUGCUUGCCAAGUGUGAAGAUGUUAACACGUGUAGCAUAAAGAAGGAGGUCUGUUGUCGGCGAAGAGUUGACCAUGGCGGUUGUUUAAAAGUCAAAAAAUUUGUUGUCUGUUUGUCUGAAAAUAGAGUCCAUUUGAUUAUUCUACAAAUAAGAAGAGGAAAUGGGUGAUCCUUUUUUUCAAAAUGUCAUGCCUGAGUUUGUUGCAGAAUUAACAACAGCUGAACAAGAAGUAGAAGAAGAAGUAGUCACUGAAGGCUCUGAUGAAUCGCUCAUGAAGCUUCUUUCGAUGCCCUACGCCACUCUCUCAGAGAGACUCAAACAAGCCGCUUUGGAUCUUAAAGAAACAGCAGUGAUAGAGACAUGGAGGGUCACUGGACAACACGUACAAGACUUCACUCUCUAUAGCGGUACUCUUGGCACUGCAUUUUUGCUCUUUAAAGCCUAUCAACUUACUAACAACAAAAACGACCUCAAUCUCUGCUCUGAGAUUGUUAGGGCUUGUGACUCUGCUUCUCUCCGCUCCAGGGACGUGACAUUUUUAUGUGGGCGAGCUAGUGUUUGUGCACUUGGGGCUUUUGCAGCAAAGCACACUGGCGAUGAUCAGAUGCUUAAUUACUAUCUCACCCAAUUUAAAGAAAUUAAGCUGCAUAAAGAUCUCUCAAGUGAACUAUUAUAUGGGAGAGCUGGGUUCCUGUGGGCAUGUUUGUUCCUAAACAAACAUAUUGGGGAGGGAACAAUUUCUUCCUCGUACAUUGGUGCGCUUUUGAAUGAAAUUGUCGAGGAUGGAAGAAUAUUGGGUGUUAGCGGACGGUGCCCACUGAUGUUUGAAUGGUAUGGUGAACAAUAUUGGGGUGCUGGUCAUUUAUUGGCUGGGAUUAUGCAUGUUUUGAUGCACGUGAAAUUGAAACCAGAAGAGGUUGAGGAAGUCAAGGGCACUCUCAAAUACAUGAUCAAGAAUAGGUUAUCUAGUGGUUACUACCCUUCCAGUGAAGAAAACUGUGAAAGAGAUGUUCUUGUGCAUUGGUGUCAUGGUGCUCCUGGUUUGGUCCUCACACUCAUCAAAGCAGCAGAGGUUUUUGGAGAUAAAGAGUUUCUGGAAGCAGCUGUGCAUGCAGCGAAUGUAGUGUGGAAUCGAGGCCUACUAAAACGAGUUGGGAUUUGCCAUGGUAUUAGUGGGAACGCAUAUGUGUUCCUCUCGCUCUACCGGCUUACAGGCAAUGUGGAGUUCCUAUACAAGGCCAAAGCUUUUGCUUGCUUUAUGCUUGAUAGAGCUCACAAGCUUAUAUCAGAGGGACAAAUGCAUGGAGGAGAUAACGGUUACUCCUUGUUUGAAGGAAUUGGUGGUAUGGCUUAUCUUUUCCUAGACAUGAUUGAACCUACUGGUGCUAGAUUCCCAGCUUAUGAACUUUGAAAAUUUUCAAAUACUGGGGAGGAAAGAAAAGAAAUGGAUGUAUAAUAACGAAUUCGUGUCCUUUUGAGUGUACGUGUUUAACUGUCUCCGGCAUUUCUAUUCUAGUGUAUUACAGAUCUUGUUGCAAAAACUUCUUUCCCUAUAUCUACAUUUUGCAUGCCCUUUAUUUCAUUCAAAAA
Cornus florida is the source of this 1703-nucleotide messenger RNA. Its product is annotated as lanC-like protein GCL2. Gene Ontology annotation, biological process: peptide modification; carbohydrate metabolic process. The record is from RefSeq and is a predicted model, not a curated record. The transcript has 6 exons. Lineage: Eukaryota; Viridiplantae; Streptophyta; Magnoliopsida; Cornales; Cornaceae. Gene Ontology annotation, cellular component: plasma membrane. Bases 274 to 1524 code for a protein of 416 amino acids.